Messenger RNA from Drosophila santomea, 1087 nucleotides. It is a transcript of the gene sqh, whose product is annotated as myosin regulatory light chain sqh. Lineage: Eukaryota; Metazoa; Arthropoda; Insecta; Diptera; Drosophilidae. The record is from RefSeq and is a predicted model, not a curated record. The transcript is spliced from 3 exons. Gene Ontology annotation, cellular component: cytoplasm; myosin II complex. Gene Ontology annotation, molecular function: calcium ion binding; myosin heavy chain binding. Gene Ontology annotation, biological process: locomotion; post-embryonic development. Bases 248 to 772 code for a protein of 174 amino acids.
AACAGCUCUUGUGUUGGUCACACUUGCCCUUCUCAUCGAACCGAAAUCGCUUUUAUAAAAGACAAAAGUGCAGCUGGUCGAAAGUUGCAUUAACGAAACUUCGAAAGUAUUAAACACUCGACAUUCGGCAGCUAUCCACGCCGCACACACACAUCACUUUAGCGCGAACCACUAGUGCAACCAGCUCCACAGGCCGGCUCCAUUUAGAUCCAUUAACUGCAGCAGAACUACCAAUCCAACAGAAACCAUGUCAUCCCGCAAGACCGCCGGACGUCGAGCCACCACCAAGAAGCGCGCCCAACGCGCCACCUCCAAUGUGUUCGCCAUGUUCGAUCAGGCGCAGAUCGCCGAGUUCAAGGAGGCCUUCAACAUGAUCGACCAGAACAGAGAUGGCUUCGUCGAGAAGGAGGAUCUGCACGACAUGCUAGCCUCGCUGGGCAAGAACCCAACGGACGACUAUCUCGAUGGCAUGAUGAACGAGGCGCCCGGCCCCAUCAACUUCACCAUGUUCCUCACGCUCUUCGGCGAGCGGCUGCAGGGCACCGAUCCCGAGGAUGUGAUCAAGAACGCCUUCGGCUGCUUCGACGAGGAGAACAUGGGCGUCCUGCCCGAGGAUCGCCUGAGGGAGCUGCUCACCACCAUGGGUGAUCGGUUCACAGACGAGGAUGUGGACGAGAUGUAUCGGGAGGCGCCCAUCAAGAACGGUCUGUUCGACUACCUCGAGUUCACGCGCAUCCUUAAGCACGGUGCCAAGGACAAGGAUGAGCAGUAAGAUCGACAGCCAUCGAUGCAUAAGCCAGCUGCCUCUCCAAACAAUCCAUCAUGAGUUUCGUUUUGAUAAUUUGAUAUAUAUAUAUUUUUUUUGCUCUCGCGCCUUAUGUUCUUUGAAUUCCUGAUAAUCCUGUACUUACCUGUGCAUUUAAAUUAAAACAAAAGUAGCCAACACAAGCGAAUGUUACUGUACGAUACUAUAGUGUGUGAUGUUGGAGCCAGAUAACACGAUUUCCCGAAAAACUCCUUUCAUAAGUAUUAACUCAUUGAAUAUACAUAUAUAUUACCUAUAUACAAAUACAUACUUAUACAAGAA